Messenger RNA from Pipra filicauda (Wire-tailed manakin), 3043 nucleotides. RefSeq names its product solute carrier family 30 member 5 (gene SLC30A5). The record is from RefSeq and is a predicted model, not a curated record. Gene Ontology annotation, cellular component: Golgi apparatus; membrane. The transcript has 16 exons. Lineage: Eukaryota; Metazoa; Chordata; Aves; Passeriformes; Pipridae. The coding region runs from base 146 to 2458 and encodes 770 amino acids. Gene Ontology annotation, biological process: transmembrane transport; zinc ion transport; intracellular zinc ion homeostasis. Gene Ontology annotation, molecular function: zinc ion transmembrane transporter activity.
UUGCUGUUCCCGGCUCCUGUUCCUGGUUCUCGUCCCGCUGCGCUGCCCGCGGGGGAUGAAGUGCCCCCGGCGCGGGACAGGCGGGCCGCGCCCGAACGUCUAAGCGCCCGCAGCCGCUCCGUGCAGGAGCUCCCUCCUUGCUACCAUGGAGCAGCCGUACGGCGGGCAGGCCCUGGCCGGCGGCGGCGCGCUGGGGCCCGUGGAUGUGCCCAGCGCCCGGCUGACGCGGUACAUCGUGCUGCUGUGCUUCACCAAGGUUUUGAAAGCCGUGGGCCUCUUUGAAUCCUAUGAUAUCCUGAAAGCGGUCCACCUCGUACAGUUCAUCUUCGUAGUGCAGCUGGGGUCUGCAUUUUUUAUGGUUUUGUUUCAAAAACCAUUUUCAUCUGGAAAAGCGGUGACCAAGCGUCAGUGGGUCAGAAUUUUUAAGCAUGCUGUUGUCGGAUGUAUCAUUUCACUCUUGUGGUUUUUUGGCCUCACUCUUUGUGGACCACUGAGGACAUUGUUGCUGUUUGAGCACAGUGAUUUGGUUGUGCUGUCACUCUUUAGUGUCUUGUUCACAAGCUCAGGUGGAGGACCAGCAAAGACAAGAGGUGCUGCAUUUUUCAUCAUAGCUGUCAUCUGCUUACUGCUUUUUGAUAAUGAUGACCUCAUGGCUAAAAUAGCAGAACAUCCUGAGGGGCAUCAUGACAGUGCUCUUACCCAUGUUCUCUAUACAAUCAUUGCUUUCCUGGGUGUUGCAGAUCACAAGGGCGGAGUACUGCUUCUGGUACUGGCAUUGUGCUGUAAGGUUGGUUUUCACAUGGCUUCCCGAAAACUGUCUGUAGACGUAGGUGGAGCCAAGCGUCUUCAAGCUUUGUCUCAUCUAGUUUCUGUCCUUCUGUUAUGCCCAUGGGUCAUUAUCCUGUCUUUGACGACAGAGAGUAAAGUAGAGUCUUGGUCUUCUCUCAUCAUGCCUUUCAUAACAGUCAUCUUUUUUGUUGUGAUCCUGGAUUUCUACGUGGAGUCCAUAUGUUCUGUGAAGAUGGAAGGUUCCACAUGUGCUCGAUACGGAUCCUUUCUUACUUUCAUUAGUGCAUUGCUUUUUGGAAACUUUUGGACACAUCCAAUAACAGACCAGCUUCGAGCUAUGAACAAGCCACCACACCAUGAAAGCACAGAGCAUGUUCUUUCUGGAGGGGUGGUAGUGAGUGCUGUCUUCUUCAUUUUAUCUGCCAAUAUCCUGUCCUCCCCCUCCAGGAAGGGGCAGAAGGGUACCCUUAUUGGCUAUUCCCCUGAAGGCACUCCUCUCUAUAACUUCAUGGGCGAUGCAUUACAGCAGAGCUCUCAGUCAUUGCCCCGGUUUAUUAAGGAGUCACUGAAACAAAUUCUCGAGGAGUAUGAUUCUAGGCAGAUCUUCUAUUUCUUGUGCCUAAAUCUGGCUUUCACUUUUGUGGAGCUUUUUUAUGGAGUAUGGACCAAUAGCCUUGGCCUUAUUUCUGAUGGAUUUCAUAUGCUUUUUGAUUGUUCUGCAUUAGUGAUGGGGCUUUUUGCAGCUCUGAUGACAAGAUGGAAAGCAACUCGCAUAUUUUCCUAUGGGUAUGGACGUGUAGAAAUUCUCUCUGGAUUUAUUAAUGGCCUCUUUCUGAUGGUGAUUGCUUUCUUUGUCUUCAUGGAAUCGGUGACCAGACUGGUGGAUCCUCCAGACAUAGAUACAAACAUGCUAACUCCAGUCUCUGUCGGAGGGCUGAUCGUAAACCUUGUUGGUAUCUGUGCCUUUAGCCACGCGCACUCCCAUGGAGCCUCUCGGGGAGGCUGUCACUCCCAUGAUCACAGCCAUUCUCACCACGGGCACAGUCACAGCCAUGGGCACAGCCAUUCCCAUAGUGAUCAUGGGCACAGCCAUGGACAUUCCCAUGGGUCUUCUGGAGGAGGCAUGAAUACCAACAUGAGAGGUGUAUUUCUGCAUGUGUUAGCAGACACUCUUGGCAGUGUUGGUGUUAUUGUAUCCACGAUAUUUAUUCAGCAAUUUGGAUGGCUCAUAGCUGAUCCACUCUGCUCUCUCUUUAUUGCUACAUUGAUUUUUCUUAGUGUUAUCCCACUAUUGAAAGAUGCCUGUCAAGUGCUUUUGUUGAGGAUACCUCCGGAACAGGAGAAAGAUCUGCAUGCUGCUUUAGAAAAGAUUCAAAAAAUAGAGGGAGUCAUAUCCUACAGAGAUCCUCAUUUUUGGUGUCACUCUGCGAGUGUUGUGGCAGGCACAAUACAUGUCCAAGUGGUAUCGGAUGUGAUGGAACAGAGAAUUGUACAGCAGGUCACAGCAAUUCUGAAAGAUGCUGGUGUAAACAACUUAACUGUCCAAGUGGAGAAGGAGGCUUAUUUUCAACACAUGUCCGGACUCAGUACAGGAUUUCAGGAUGUUCUUGCAAUGACUCAACAACUAGAAUCCAUGAAAUACUACAAAGAUGGUACUUACAUCAUGUGAUAUAAAGUUGUGUUCACCACAGGAGGUGUAAAUGGUGAAGCUGUUAGGUUCCAUAUUUGUAUUUUUGCCAGGAGAUCUUGAACAUAUAUGUACAGGAACAAAUGUACUAUAUAUUUGAAUUUUUUUAAGGAUACUGUCUUUCUUAAUUGGAUCAAAAUGCUUUUAUAAAGGAAAUAAGGACUUGAAUAUUUGCUGUAUGUAUGAAAAUAAUUGAAAUCUUAAAUACUGUACUUGGAAUUUAUUAAACAGAAGUCUUACAACUUCUAGAUGAGCACGGAUAUAUUCCAUACUUUCUCUUUAAUGUGGAACAUUGGUAUUGUAUUUUGUUAGCAAUGGGAAAUGGAAAUAGUUUAUAUCAGAAGGCAAACAUGAUCAACUGGAGAAUAUUUUUCUUUUCUUCAAAGAUAGCUUGAAGACUUUGAAUGAAAAAAAAUACAUGUUUAUUGUGGGGAGUGAAAAUCAGGAAGCCAUUUGUUUUGCACACUGUGUUAUAUAAUAGAAGACUACAGGUUUUUUAUUAUGUCUCAGCAUACAAAUUUGAUUUCUAAACUUAAUGCACCAGAGCAAAUACAUGUUACCAUGUUA